CCCCCAGGGAGGGGGGGCCAUGGAUGGCUUUACAACACCGACCAUUUCCUAACGCACACAACGUAGCCGCUUCCAGACGCUCCGAGUGUGCGUAAAAACCGGCAGAACCCCCGCGCGCGCACACAAACUCCUGCAGGUAUCUCUCCCAGUGGAAAAGACCGACCCACCGCCGCGAGGACAGCGCCGAUCAUCUCCACAGACAAUUACUGACAGCAGCAGUGGGAUUUAAGGAAAAGAUCUGCUGGGUUUGAGGCUGAACACAGGAAGGCGAAAGGAACUCCGUCAGAUCUUGGAGGAUGGAGCCAUCCCAGUCCGAGAUGAACAUAUUAUCUAAUGGCAAAAGCGACCACGGCGAUGACACCUGUCUGCCCUCAAAGACGCCUCUGGAUGAGGAGCAAUUUGAGGACCCUGAAGGAGGACUGGAGAGCGAGGAGUUUCUACCCAGUGGAAAUGGAAAAAAGGCCAUUCGCUUCACGGAUUUUGAGGGAAAGACCUCUUUUGGGAUGUCAGUCUUCAACCUGGGCAACGCCAUCAUGGGCAGCGGAAUCCUGGGAUUGGCUUACGCCAUGGCCAACACUGGAAUCCUCCUCUUCUUGUUUCUUCUGAGUGCCGUUGCAGCUUUAUCAGCCUAUUCCAUUCACCUGCUGCUCAAAGCAGCCGGCAUUGUGGGCAUUCGGGCGUAUGAGCAGCUGGGGUACAGGGCCUUCGGCACUCCGGGAAAAAUGGCUGCUGGGAUUGCAAUCACCCUUCAGAACAUCGGAGCGAUGUCCAGCUACCUGUACAUCGUUAAAUCGGAGUUGCCCCUGGUCAUCCAAGCUUUCCUGAAAGCAGAUCCCAACUCUGACUUGUGGUACUUGAAUGGAAACUACCUGGUCAUCAUUGUGUCGGCCAGUGUCAUCCUGCCACUCGCUUUAAUGAAACAACUCGGUUACCUUGGCUACACCAGUGGAUUUUCUCUCAGCUGCAUGGUGUUCUUUCUCACUGCAGUCAUCUUUAAGAAGUUUCAGACUCCUUGCCCCUUUGAGGAGUUUUCAGUCAACAGCACUGCUGCUCACCACAGCCUGAACGUCUCAAACCACGUCCAGGAGUACAUCACCGGGGCUGCGCCUGAGGAGGACGACUCCCACUGCGGCCCUCGGAUGAUCACCCUCAAUACACAGACGGCUUACACAAUCCCUAUUUUGGCUUUUGCUUUUGUUUGCCACCCUGAGGUUUUGCCCAUCUACACCGAGCUUCGAAAUCCAUCAAAGAAGAAGAUGCAAAAGGUGUCCAAUAUUUCCAUCCUUGUUAUGUACACCAUGUACUUUCUGGCUGCUCUGUUUGGCUACCUGACCUUUUAUGAUAAAGUGGAGCCUGAACUGCUGCACACAUACAGCCGCAUUGAUCCUUAUGACACUUUGAUCCUGUGUGUGCGUGUGGCUGUCCUUACGGCCGUGACUCUGACGGUGCCGAUUGUCCUGUUCCCAGUGCGCAGAGCCAUCCUCCAGAUGUUAUUCCCCACCAAACCUUUUAGCUGGAUACGCCACGUCCUCAUCGCCCUCAUUCUGCUCUCCUUCAUCAACAUGCUCGUGAUAUUUGCUCCAAACAUUUUGGGCAUCUUUGGUGUUAUUGGUGCCACAUCUGCUCCCUGCCUCAUCUUCAUUUUCCCUGCUGUCUUUUACAUCCGCAUCGUUCCCAAAGAGGAUGAACCCAUGACCUCUGUUCCCAAGAUAGUGGCUGUUUUUUUUGCCGUUCUGGGUGUCUCCUUUAUGGUAAUGAGUCUGAGCUUUAUAAUCAUCGACUGGACCAGUGGGACCAGCCGCGCAGCGGGAGGCCACUAACCGCCGCUGUGCCGCGCGCUUUCAGGAAAAGGCCUCAUUCUGUAGUGCAGCCAGCCUGAAGGAGCAGCAUCACAGCUGGAGAAACACAUCAGCAGCUGUGCAGUGAGCGGGGGCUUUGUCAGCUUUGAAAAUAAACAGUAUAUUGUGGCAUGUUGAUAGGAAACACUUGUGUGCAUCAGAUUAAAUUAACUUUUGACUGUAACUUAUCAAUAACGGAACAAAACAUUUCAGAUACUAAUAUUAUAUUAUUUAAUUUAAAUGAAGAGCGGAUGGAAUUCAUCUAAAUAAUUAGAUAUAAAUAAGGCAGAGGCUACUUCAGUAGUGAAAAUAACUUGAAAAUAAGGUUUUAUUUUCACCCAAACAGCUGGUACUGUACUGGAGACGAAGGUUUGUACAAUUUAUAUUAUUUCUCCAGGAGACACGGAAGCAUUCAGAGAAAAGAUCUCACAUAUCUAACAGAAAUGUAGAAUAGGUCCAAGGCGUGAUUCAUUUGCAUUUAAUCUUUGGUGCCUUGCAGCAUUCGGGAUGACAACCAAAGCAUACAGUAAAGCAUAUAUUUAUUUAGAUAACUACAAUUCAUGUGUGACUAUUUUUAACUUUUUGAUAACACAAAAAACCCAAUAUGAUGGUAUUUUUUCUUAAAGAGUACAUAGAUUUAAAAAAAGCUGCAUAUUAACAGACAUUUAUUUUAAUAUGCUCUAAAUCAAUCACACAAACGUACCACACUGUGAUCUUUGCCUUCAAACAUUUUCUAUUUAAAAAGGAAUCUCCUUCAGAGAAUCAACUAUUGCUGCACACAAUUAAAAAUAAGUAUUAGAAAAUAGUUAUUUAGACAUAGACUGUGCACCACACACAUUAAGAAAGGCUUAAAUAAAUAUACAAACACCUAAAUUACAUCAAAAACUAUAAUAUGUGUACUUUUGAUCAUUUUUAUAAUAGAGAUAAUGGCGAAAUAUCCAGAGAUGUAAAUUUAUUUUAUUGCAUUUAAGAGAUAAAAAAUGACUUUCCAUUGAAAAUAUCUUUUAAAUUACUUUAACAUUAGAUAUUGCCUGUCUUUUUUGUUUACUAUCUUGUGUUUGGAGAUGCAUUUUGUGGAUGAAAGUAUUUGGACAUAAAGCAACAUAAUGCAAAGAUGGUUCAUGGCCGGCGUCAACGAGGUAAAGCUUUGCUGGUGUGAGUAAUGCCGAGGUGGGCAGCAGGGGAACUUUAUUCUUCAUUUCUCUGGUUUGAAGUGUUCUGAACAUCUCGACAGUUUAGAUUUGCAUGUUUAUCUCUAUUUUCUCUCAUCUGUGGGCUGCACGGUGACUGAUUUAGCUUCUGGAAAUGUUGUGUAUAAUUGUUAAAGUAAUACUUUCAGUUUAAAUUUUUUGUUCUCGCUUUUUAAGUCUGUGAUGUCAUAUUGGUUGAUAGGAUGAAAGGCGAAUUAGGAAGUGUGAAAGAAAAAAAAAUACAGUUGUAAAUCCACCACCUAAAAAAUAGCAUGCAUAAAUGAUUUGAACACUACUGUAUACUUUACUAAGUUUACUAAAAAAAUUGUAUAAUAUUUGAUUUAAAAAUGCUCAAAAUACCCACAGAAAAAUCACAUUUUAAUCCAAGUUUCUUUUGAAAAUAAGAUCCCCACUCUGCAACUUUGAAAAACUUUUUUUGUUUAAAGUUUUUCUUUGUAAAGACUGUUGCAAAUGUGUAGUUUUAGUCUUUUUCUCUGUCCCUUCGUGUAUUUUGCUGUGAUGAACUUUAGCAUUGUCCUGUUUAUACUGUUCAUUGUAAAGAAAUAAGCCAAAAAUAACAACCAACUACCUACAUUUUUGAAAUGUUUUAAAACAAGUCCUGGCUGUUACCAAACAUAUAUCAAAUCAGUUUCUGUAAUUGACAUUCAAUGAACCUAUGUCACAUGUUUCAUAUUUAACAGCUUCUGUUCAAUAUUCUGAUCUUUAAAACCAUACCAGUAAAUAAAAAUGAAAUAUUGAUGAACAACCUUAUAUUAAUAAUGUACAGUAUCUGAAUGUAAACAUUUUUUUUUAUUUUCAUGCAUAUUUACUGUAGCUUGUAAAGUGUAAAUAUUUGGGACAGUUUUAGUUUGGUAAAUAAAAUAAUUGUAGAUGCCUUUAAA
Molecule: messenger RNA, 3930 nt
Organism: Oryzias melastigma (Indian medaka)
Lineage: Eukaryota; Metazoa; Chordata; Actinopteri; Beloniformes; Adrianichthyidae
Gene: slc38a3b
Product: solute carrier family 38 member 3b
Exons: 16
Coding region: 297-1820 (507 amino acids)
Biological process (GO): histidine transport; asparagine transport; L-glutamine transport
Molecular function (GO): L-histidine transmembrane transporter activity; L-asparagine transmembrane transporter activity; L-glutamine transmembrane transporter activity
Source: RefSeq, a predicted model, not a curated record